Molecule: messenger RNA, 4074 nt
Organism: Nylanderia fulva
Lineage: Eukaryota; Metazoa; Arthropoda; Insecta; Hymenoptera; Formicidae
Molecular function (GO): protein binding
Source: RefSeq, a predicted model, not a curated record
CGAUGAUGUGAUGCCGGCAGUUUGGAGCGAGUCUUGCCGGUGAACAGGUCGGGUGAGAGCGGGACUUCUUCCCUCUCGUCGAUCGGUGGCAAAGAUACAAGAUACAUACACAUAUAUAUAUAUAUACAUAUAUAUAUAUCGGUACCUCGCCUCGGGUUUGCUCCGAAACCGGAGCCGUGCGAUACGGAUAUACGGCAACGUAUAGCUGUGCCGUCGACCGUUUUAUUUAUCAGUGCGUUUCCGCAUUCACGGACGCGUGGUAGAGUCGAGAAUUUAGAUCGGAAUCGUACCGAUGAUGUAUCGUUUCGACCGCAAAACUAUGUUCGCGCUGUCGACGAGCAAUAACGUUCUCUAAUCGAAGUACAUUUGAACGAUGCGUCUUUUCAAACGUCAUACAGCCGAUACAAGUCCUCAGCUUGUUUCGGCUGUAUCUAUCUCCCAAGAUAUUGCACCUACUGUCGAAAGUAAUGCGUCUGAGAGACCGGAGAAAAAAUCAAAGUCAGACGAAAAAUUAGAAGAUAUUCUUCCAAUUAAAGAUGUCGACGCGCAAAAGGAACCGAUGGAUUCUUCUAUUCUGACUCGUAAAGGAAUUUCAACUUGGGGGCGAAAGAUGGGUCGGAGAUGGGAUCAAAUGAAGAGAUCAGAUAGUUCCGAAUUACUUUCAGUAUCUCGACGACGACGACGAUGGAGCCCGCAUCGGAAGAGCAGCUACGACGAAACCUUGAACGAGAAAGAAAAUGGUAAUAGCGAGUUCCUGAGAACAAAGAGAAUUCCCAGGGUGGAAUCGUUGAGAAAUUUCUUUAAGACCAGCAGCGAUCAUUCCUUCAACCCCAAAAAUUCUGCGAGAAAUGUGACGAUACAAGAGGAGGACAUCAUCGAUAUCAGACACUGCCCGAUGGAGAAGACUCUGAGCGAAGGAGCGAUCAGGAAAACUCCUCUUCGAGGUGUCUGCUCCGAGAUUAUGGACGAUCGCGAAUUCGCUGGGAUCACUCGAGAAACGUUUCUUCGUCAAAAGAAGUUGCAACUUAGUCGUAGCAUUCAGGAUCUUCAAGAGCAGCGGCGAGUCUUAGAUUACAUACUCAAGAAUCAGGAGAUCCUGAAGACGCGACAAGGCGACACGUUCGUAAGAGAAACCCUGGAGAAUGCUCGAACGAAUUCGAAGCGAAUCUCCAAUCGUUCGUCUACGGAAAGACCGAAGAACGUCUCGACGCGAAUGUCUGAUCAUCAGUCUACUUCCGGUAACGAAGUCAAAGAAAACGUUUGUCAUUCCCACGAAUCCUCCGUCCCGCUGACCGGUUUGGAAGAUCUACUGAGCAAUCUGCGAAUAGGUUGCGACGAAAGUGGCUACGAUUCUGAUAGUACCCGGACCGGCGCGGAUUCGCCAGACAGCGAAAAAUUAGCGGUACCUUCGACGAUGAAACCACGAAGUUCCUCGGUAACGUCUGACGAUUAUCGCGGCUUGUCGCUAUCAUCGUUCCUCGGCGAUGCCUCGCGGAAAAAAGGCGCGACGAUCAAGUCAAAUUCAUCGAAAACCUCAACGGUCGAAAAAGUCGACGAGAUCGUCGAUGCCGCGACAAGCAACGCUUCCUUCAAUGAUUCGACUGUGACUCAAACUACCAUGUUGAUGUCGGACGACGACACGGAUAGCUGUGACGAUGAUACUUUCGCCGAUUUUUUUGAAUAUCAACCAGACUUGACGAGAACUUAUUCUAAGAGGGAGGCGGAACUGUUUCCGCAAUGUUACAAGGAUCUAAUGAUAGCAGCGUCUUCCGCGGCUCCGCUUAGCGAGGAUUCAACGAAACGACCUGAAACGACGGAGAGUAAUGAUCCCGACAUUACUCUGACACAAUAUGACGACGCUCCUGACGAUGCUGAUAUGCACGGCAUUGAUGAUGCCAAAACGAAAGUCGAGAAAAAAUCUGUUGCAGCAAACCAUGUACCUCAAAUGGUUAAAUUUCCGAAUUUACUGAAAGACAAGAAAUAUAAAAAUCGCAAGUGUUCCAGUCCGAGCGUGUUACAUCUUUUAGAUCACGUCGCGCCUACGUGUAACGACAGUCCACCGGCUAACAAAAUCUGUUCUUUAUCUGAAAUGACUAAUCCGCUACAAUAUUACAGCCCGAAGAGAUCACGUUCCAGUCUGGAGCUCGAUACAACGGACGUGACGAGGAAUGCAGCGAAGAGAGUGUUGACGUUGAACGAGUUCACGCUUCCCAACACAGUUUCCAAGGCUGUCGGUAAAACUCUAGUACGACGCGAAUUGAAAACGAUGAAGCUCACAAUGAGCCAUACGAUGGGUCUUGGUAUUUCGGUGGAGCGACGCGAGGCGGCCAGACCGUUUUACGUGAUCGCCAAGAUGGAGCCAAACGGCGAGGCGGCUAGAUCGAAGCAAUUUCGUAUCGGCGAUGAGAUCGUCCGAAUCUGCGGACGUAGGAUACGAGGUAUGUCGAUGGCGGAGGCGCGAAACGCCUUGCGAAGCUGCGUCGGCACGGUCGAGCUUCAGGUAGCGAGAGAGCCGAAGAAAAUCGGCGACACCUGGGGCGACGUCUUGACGCGUACACGAAGCGAUCCCGACUCGUGGAUCUCAAGGAACCAAAGAACCGAAUUUCACCCGACUUCCCGUGCUUCGUCUCCGACAAACCGCACUUCCGAUGCGAGCGCAUAUCUCGACGACACGACUGGCCGGAAAAUAACGGGGAUGAAGAAGUUCCAGAUCGUGAAGAAACGAAGCGCCGAAACUCGCGCCGUUCAACGAGGCUCCAGUUUAGCCAUGGAUCUGCUGACGAUCAUAUUGACGAAGGGUGCGCCGAAGAAAUUGGGCUUCUCCAUCGUCGGUGGUGUGGACAGCAAUAAAGGGCGCAUGGGUAUCUUUGUGAAAGAUAUUAUGCCCGAUGGACAAGCUGCGGAGGAAGGUACUCUGAGAGCGGGGGACGAAAUUCUAGCUAUUAACGGCUCCUCGUUAGACGGCCUGACACAUGCCAAGGCGUUGCAGAUGUUCAAGAACGCCAAAGCCGGGAAUUUGAUACUUCACGUCGCCCGAAGAGACCCGGCGCAUAAACGAUAUGUCACGCAAUCAAAAUCGUAUGAUUGCCUCAACAAAUUAACGAAGUCCACCGACGAAUGAAACUAUUGCCAUUACCAUCGUUAUCGAAUUAAUCUCAUUAUUGUAGAUAUAUAAUUGUUUCGAAAACUUUUUUUUUCAAAUACAAUUUUCCUUAGGAUCUCUGUAUUAAAUUAAUAAUUUAUAUUUCAACAAAAUUAAAUUAUUGAUAUUGUGCAUUCGAAAUAUUUGACAUAUAACUAGAUUAACAUCUUAAUAUAUUUCCAAUAAUCUUUUAUAUGCAAAAGUAUAUAUAUAUAUGUAUACACCAUAAUCGAACCAUAAUUGUGAUAGCAAUUAAUUAUUUUCACUAAUAUUCGUAAUCAUGGCUUCUUUUUCUAACAGAUUUUUUUGACAAAUAAGAACAUUUAGUCUCAUUGAAAUCUCUAAGCAAAAACUCAGAGAUGACAAUAGUCAGCGUUUAUUUGCAUUUAUGUAUGUGUUGCACAUUUAAUUAACUUAUUCUGUUUCAGAAAAAGGAAGAAAUUAGAGAAAAUUGAAUUAUAUAUUGCUAUUGAAAUAUUUGCAUUUCAAAAAUACAUCUAUUUAUAUAUAAACGUUAUACUUUAACGUUAGAGAUGUUAAUUAAGGAAAUAGAAUAGUUAGCGCAAUAAUAAUAUUACACAGCUUUAUAACCAUGUCCUGUUAGAUAUAGUAUGCUAACAACUUGGAAUAUGGUUUGACUUAACAGCAUCGUGGGGGAUUUGACAUAUGUUUUUACUUAAAAACGUAUUAUUGUGUAAAUCGAACUACGCGAAAAUUAAAAAAAAAAGCUAGUUUUGUUCGAAAACGCAUAAGUCAUUAAUCGCGUAUCGUUACUACAAUAAUUAAUAAUCCUUAUUAAGUUAUUUAUUAAGAGAUUGACAUUAUGAAUGUCUACCUGCAAAAUGCUGUGAUAUCGAUUAUAGUCGUAUCGGCUCCGAUAUUAUUACAAACUGUAUAUUUAAUAAUAAAUGUGAUGUUGUUAAAUAUAAAAA